AUGAGAAAUUGCUACGAUGUGUUAGGUUGUUCAUCAGAAGCUUCUUACAGUGAACUGAAGGAAGCUUAUUUUUGUAAGCUGCGCACCAGUCAUCCGGAUAAGGGUGGUUCCAGCUUGGCGUUAUUUCUGGUGACGAAGGCGUGGUCUGUCUUAAAGAACGAGAACACGCGUCGAGAUUAUAAUAUUUGGUUGAGAGAACAGUUGCUACGUGAAGAUCAAGGUAUUAUUGGGCAACAGAUUGUUAUCGAUAAUACUGUUGAACGGAUUGAGGAGUUUUGCAGGUAA
This is a messenger RNA of Brugia pahangi, 285 nucleotides long. The record is from the annotation of a GenBank genome assembly. NCBI's taxonomy places the organism in Eukaryota, Metazoa, Nematoda, Chromadorea, Rhabditida, Onchocercidae.